Molecule: messenger RNA, 1206 nt
Organism: Pterocles gutturalis (yellow-throated sandgrouse)
Lineage: Eukaryota; Metazoa; Chordata; Aves; Pterocliformes; Pteroclidae
Product: 1-phosphatidylinositol 4,5-bisphosphate phosphodiesterase delta-3-like
Exons: 8
Biological process (GO): intracellular signal transduction; lipid metabolic process
Molecular function (GO): phosphatidylinositol-4,5-bisphosphate phospholipase C activity
Source: RefSeq, a predicted model, not a curated record
CCAGGCAGCAGGACCUGAUGAUGCUGGAUGGCUUCAUGAUGUACCUCCUCUCUGCCGCCGGUGACAUCCUCAACCAGGAGCACACCAAAGUGCACCAGGACAUGAGCCAGCCCCUCUGCCACUACUUCAUCUCCUCCUCCCACAACACCUACCUGACCCGCAACCAGGUCGGGGGCACCAGCAGCACCGAAGCCUAUGUCAGGGCACUGAUGGCAGGAUGCCGUUGUGUGGAGCUGGACUGCUGGGAGGGCUCUGACGGGGAACCCAUCGUCUACCACGGCCACACGCUCACCUCCAAAAUCCUCUUCCGCGAUGUCAUCGAGAGCAUCCGUGACUACGCCUUCAAGCAAUCGCCCUACCCCGUCAUCCUGUCCCUGGAGAACCACUGUGGGCUGGAGCAGCAGGCCACCAUGGCCCACCACAUGAAGGCCAUCCUGGGGGACAUGCUGCUGACCCAGCCGCUGGAGGGGCAGGACCCUCAUGAGCUCCCGUCCCCAGAGCAGCUGAAGGGGAAGGUCCUGGUGAAGGGCAAGAAGCUGCCGGAGCCAUGGCAUGAGCCCCGGAGUGUCACCUCCCUUCCGGACCCCGAGGAGGAGGAAGAGGAGGAGGAGGAAGAUGAGGAGAAUCUUCAGGAUAGAAGCAACCAGCGAGACGCGGCGCAGGUGGCCCCGGAGCUGUCGGCCAUGGUGGUGUACUGCCAGGCUGUCCCCUUCCCUGGCCUGGCCCACGCCCUGCGUCACCCCCGGCCCUGCGAGGUGUCCUCCUUCAGUGAGAGGAAGGCUCGGAAGCUCAUCAAGGAGGAUGGCCUGGCACUGGUGCGGUACAACGCCCAGCAGCUCAGCCGCGUCUACCCGCUGGGGCUGAAGAUGACCUCCUCCAACUACAACCCCCAGGAGAUGUGGAACGCCGGCUGCCAGCUGGUGGCCCUCAACUUCCAGACGCCAGGCUGCGCGAUGGACCUCAACGCCGGGCGCUUCCUGGGCAACGGGCGUUGUGGCUAUGUGCUGAAGCCCCCCUGCCUGCGCUGUCCCCCUGGGGAGGGGACCCACCGCCUGGCACUGCACGUCAGGGUGAUCUCGGCGCAGCAGCUGCCGAAGCUGAACCAGGAGAAGGGCAGCUCCAUCGUGGACCCCUUCGUGCGGGUGGAGAUCCACGGUGUCCCCAACGACUGCGCCCGCCAGCAGACCCGCCACAAGCUCAACAACG